Molecule: messenger RNA, 6074 nt
Organism: Stereum hirsutum FP-91666 SS1
Lineage: Eukaryota; Fungi; Basidiomycota; Agaricomycetes; Russulales; Stereaceae
Product: tricalbin
Exons: 22
Coding region: 75-4610 (1511 amino acids)
Molecular function (GO): lipid binding
Source: RefSeq, a predicted model, not a curated record
GCUCCACCACUCACGCUCACUCUAUCUCCCCAUCCCAUUAUCGUCGUCUGUCUCUCUCGCCGCCGUUCUCAACGAUGGCGUCGUCGCUGCCCUCGAACGGCCCAUCGGCAGCCACUCAAGCCAACGAUAUUCUUCGCGAGGACGCAAAGAAAGGAAAUACGACCGUACAUACUUUCGACCCAGACGCAACCCCAGAGCAGAAGGCUGCGGCUGCAGGCAAAGGUCGUGACCAACUGAAGAGCGUGGUAGACACGAACAAGGACGCCGUCGCUAGUAAAGAGGUUCCCAUUGCCGGCGCAGAUAAUGUCAUGCCUACAAUUACUAUCGAGGACAUGGACAAGGCUGCCCAGGAGGGCGUUGAGGGGGUCGCACAGCCUCCAGGCGCAAUACCCGCAGCACUUGCGCCAGCUAUACCAGACUGGUACAAGGUCGGAUGGCGCGCGUUCACAGACCUGGACAAAGCCCCUGAAGAUGAAGAUGCCAAGGAUACCCGUUUGUACAAUGCCUGGAUUUCUGACCAAUAUUAUGGUCAGUGGUAUCAUAAUGCAGCUGUGAUCAUCGUCUCUGUCUUCACCACGCAUUUCCUUACUCGCUUCGGCUUCGGCUGGGGAUGGUUAUUCAUUCUACUUGCUUUCUGCAACACAUAUUACACGACUUCUAUGGUCCGCGUUCGGCGAGCAGCGCGCGAUGACAUCCAACGCGAACUCGUCAAGACUCGUAUCAGUAACAAUACAGAGUCCACCGAAUGGCUCAACCACUUCCUGGAACGCUUCUGGCUCAUCUACGAGCCCGUUCUCUCUGCUACCAUCGUAUCCUCUGUUGACCAAAUUCUCAGUACCAACUGUCCACCAUUCCUCGACUCGCUGCGCCUUAGCAGUUUCACUCUCGGGAGCAAAGCGCCCCGAGUAGACUCCGUCGGCACGUUUACGAAAACCCCCGACGACGUUGUCCAGAUGGAUUGGAAGUUCUCAUUCACUCCAAAUGACGACUCGGAUAUGACGCCACGUCAGAAGGCGACGAAGAGCAACCCUAAGGUAGUCUUGACCAUCCGAGUGGGAAAGGGACUAGCGACAGCAGGGAUGCCGAUCUUGGUCGAGGAUAUGACCUUCAGCGGACUCAUGCGCAUCCGGAUGAAGUUCAUGACCAACUUCCCGCACAUCCAAAUCGUCGACCUCUCGUUCCUUGAGAAGCCGGUCAUUGACUAUGUGCUCAAGCCCAUCGGUGGCGAGACCUUCGGCUUCGACAUUGCGAAUAUCCCAGGCCUUUCGUCUUUCAUUCGCGAUACCACGCAUUCUAUCCUUGGGCCAAUGAUGUACGACCCGAACGUCUUUACCCUCAACCUCGAGCAACUGCUCUCUGGCGCUCCUUUGGACACCGCGAUUGGUGUUGUCAAGGUCACAAUUCACUCUGCUCGUAGCAUCAAGGGCAACAAGAUCGGAGGCGGUACCCCUGAUCCGUUCGUCAGCUUCAGCAUCAACAACCGUGAAGAGCUCGCGAAGACGAAGUACAAACAUAAUACGUUCAACCCAACCUGGAACGAGACGAAAUUCCUGCUCGUCACCAAUCUCGCUGACAAUCUCUGUCUUACUGUGUUUGACUACAAUGAGCACCGGAAGAACACUGAGCUCGGCUCUGUUGCAUUUGAGUUGGGGAAUUUGGCCGAAGAUGCAACUCAGGAUGACCUUGAGCUACCUAUCCUGAAGGAUGGAAAGGAGAAGGGAACACUACGGUUCGACGUUCACUACUUCCCUGUGUUGACGCCCCAGGUCAACGAGUCCGGAGUGGAGGAAUUGCCUGAUUCGAAGGUCGGAAUCGUCCGCUUCGUCAUGCACCAAGCCAAAGACCUCGAUACCACUAAAGUCCACACAACCGACCUCAACCCCUUCGGCAAAGUCUACAUUGGAUCUCAAUCUUCCUCCAUCCACAGCACGCCGAAAGUCCGCCACACGCUCCAACCCGUCUGGGAAUCCGCCACCGAGUACCUCUGUACCGACCGUGCCUCCUCUGUCAUCACCAUCAAGAUCAUCGACGACCGCGAUUUCCUUAAGGAUCCUGUCAUUGGGCAUGCGAGCAUUCGGUUGGAGGAUCUGUUGGAAGCGAAGAAGGAGGCCGGGAGGGAUUGGUGGCCGUUGAGUGGGUGUAAGACGGGGAGAGUGAGGUUGAGUGCAGAGUGGAAGCCGCUGAAUAUGGCGGGCAGCUUGCACGGAGCGGAUCAUUAUACGCCGCCGAUUGGUGUGGUCAGGCUUUGGUUGCAGAAGGCGACGGAUGUCAAGAAUGUGGAGGCGGCGCUGGGUGGCAAGAGUGACCCGUAUGUCCGUGUGCUCAUCAAUGGGACCGUCCAGGCCAGGACUGAGGUCAUCAACAACAACUUGAACCCCGUCUGGGACCAGAUCGUCUACAUCCCCGUCCACACCCUUCGCGAAACCAUGCUGUUAGAGACCAUGGACUAUCAACAUCUCACCAAGGACCGCUCCCUCGGCACCGUCGAACUUAAAGUGAACGAACUCGCAAGUGAAAUCCCAGACUCCGCAGAAUCCGAAUACCGCUUCGCCUCCACUGGCAAGAAAUCGGCCGCUGAAGCUAUUCGUCUCGACCGCGGCGGAACGUUCAAGGGUCAACUGCACUACGUUGCCGAGUUCAUUCCGGCUCUCAACCUCAAGGGCGUCAAGUUCGCUAUGGGACCAAAUGAGUUGGAGAGGAUGGUGGGCAAUGUAGGGUCGGACGAUGAUGAUGGGGAUGUGGCGGAGGAUAGUGCGAGUAGCAGUUCUGUCAGUGGGGCUGAGGAUGGAUUUGUGCCGGGCAAGGUUACGGCCACGAGGCCGAUUGGGUUCAAAGGGCACGCGAAAGACAAAGCGUCGGUCGAUACGGUCAAGACGGUGGAGACUGUGAAGACGACGGAGACGGGCAGGACGGGGAGGUCGGCUGCUACGACUGGGACGGUGAAUACGGCGAAUGGAUCGGUUGGACAGACGGAGAAGGAGGAGCCUGAGGUCGGGAUUGAGAUGAGUAAGGAGGAGUUGUUGACACAUCAAUCCGGCAUCAUCAUCUUCAACGUUAAGUCUGGCGAACUCACCAAGAAGGCACGUCUCGAGGUCCUUCUCGACGACGGGUACUGGCCUGCGUUUAGUACUGCGCGCGCUCCGGGCCAUAAAGCCGAAUGGGAGCAUGUCGGCGAAGGAUUCCUCAAGGAACUCGAUUUCGGUCGCGUGUGGUUGAGGUUGAAUGUUGCGGAUGAGGGCGAUAAGGACGAGAUUAUUGGGGAGUGGAAGGGCGAUGCGAAGCCGUUCUUGCAGCAGACUUUGGAUGGUGCGUCGAAGUUCCAUCUGGUGGAUGAGGACGAACGCACGAUCGGAGUCAUCAAUAUCGAGGCUCGUUAUGUCCCUUGUCCCGUCGUGCUCGAGGCCCGCGAGAGUAUCAACAACCAGGGCUUGUUACGCGUUGUCCUCUUCAGUGGCCACGACAUCCGGGCGGUUGACCGUGGAGGCAAAUCAGAUCCGUUCGCUGUGUUCACGCUCAACGGACAGAGGGUCUUCAAGUCUCAGACCAAGAAGAAGACGCUUAACCCAGAUUGGAACGAGGACUUCACCGUAUCUGUGCCAUCACGAGUGGGUGCAGAUUUCGAGGUGGAAAUCUUCGACUGGAACCAGCUCGAACAAGCCAAGUCCCUUGGCUCUGGCAAGAUAAACCUCGAAGAAGUCGAGCCCUUCAACGCUCUCGAGCGGACCAUCCCGCUGUCCACGCCCAAGCAUGGCACCAAAGGCGAGAUCAAACUCUCGUUACUCUUCCAGCCCGAGAUCAUCGCCAAGUCACGCAAGAACACCUCCACGUUCUCUACCGCCGGACGGGCCAUGACCCAGAUCGGGGCCCUACCUAUCGGUGCUGGGAAGGGUGUCUUCCACGGCGUCACGGGCGUGUUCAAACAUAAAGAUAAGAACGGGACGAUCGUGGAGGAUAUGGAGCCGGAGAGUAAUGGCCAGGUCACGCAUAUGCGGGCAGCGAGUGGGAGUAGCGGAGGCUCCAUACUGAAUCUACCGAAUGGGCAGAUGUCGCAGCCUGUGGGACAGUCGGAACAUAUGAUCGGAGGAGGAACGACGUUCCCUUCGAACGGACAACUGACUGACGGGAGUAAGGUGGAGCCGGGGAUGUUGAAGGUUACGGUGUUGGACGCGAAGGAUUUGGGACAGGGGGAUGUGAAGCCUUAUGCGGUGGUGAGGUGUGGCGAUAAGGAGCAGAAGACGAAGCAUGUCAAGACGGCUGCGCCGGAGUGGAACGAGUCGUUCACGUUUAGCGCAAGUCCGUUGACGCCGAAGCUUCAUAUCUGGAUUCAUGACCACAAGACGCUGGGCAAGGACAAGCUUCUCGGGCAGGCCGACGUCGAUAUAUGGCAACACAUCAAGCCCACAGGUAUCUCCUCCGCCGACGUCUUCGCAGAAUUGCGCGAAGGCCAAGGUCUUCUCCGUCUGAGACUCGAAUUCGACCCAGACACCGCGCCUCUUGGCCGUCCGUCCACCGUUUCUUCGAAUGAGAGGCCAGGCCUCGGGUCGCCGUCGAGGUUCAGCCUGAGUAGGAGGAGGACGACGAAUCCGGGUGCUGGCUCGGAUGCUGAGUGAUCAGCUCAAGUUCUCUUUUACUCGCAAAUGCUUCUUACUACUCGUUCCUAUAUUUUUGCACUCUUUCUUAUUUUUCCGCUUCUUUUCUCCUCCUAGUUUCUUCUCUCUUUUUCUUCUCUACCACUACUCUGAUACGUGAGCCUCAUGUUCCCGUCUGCAUCUACAUCUUCAUCUCCAUCUGUCCUAUACGCAUUACCCACUUCCCCUCCCACUCCCACUCCCACUCCCAUACCAGUAUCCCCACCAUUUUAAAAUCAAACAAAUGGACUGCUCCUCUCCUCUCCUCUCCCCUUUUGCUCUCCGCUAUCACCAUUGCCUACCAUCUAUCUCAGUCAAAUGAGGAUGAACCAGUCAUUCCUCGUAAUCCAAACAAUCACCAUCAACAUCGAGGGCAACCCGAGAUUUGUUCCAGUUCUCAAAAUGCUAUUACUACUCCGAUUUUCUUUUAGUUAUCACUCUCAUUCCUACACUUCCCACUCUGCGGCAGUUUAUUCGUUUGCCAGCUCCAGAAUAUGGACACUAUUCCUUUCUGAUCCUCAUGCUGACCGUGCUCGUUCUGUUCUUGCUUUUUCUUUCCCCUCUCUUCUCUCUCCCUCGAGUUUGGUCUGUGUUAGUACGCCGUAGUCGCAUAUUCAGUACAGUACAGUAUGCCCUUCUUUUGUCUGUAUAACAGGUCGCCUUUUUUAUCAAUCGGUCAGGGGUAAGAGCGUCCUUCAAUCAAGGCGUGGGAAGUGUUGAGUUCCUAAACCAAUCACUAGCAGCAGGCCUGAGCACUGUUGAAAGGGUUAUCGCAAGAAGCGGACGAUGAAGAGGUGCUCGGGACCAGCUCGACGUUGGAUGACGAUCUCGCUUUGGAGACCAUAUCGUUCUUGCAUGCGAUGUUGAAUCUCGGGGAUGUUGUUUUUCUUGAGCACGACGAGGUAGAAACGGCCGUUCGGGGAGAGAAGAUCAGCGACUUGCUCCAAUAAAAUGUUCGUUACAUCCAUACCAUCUGUCCCGCCUGCCCAAGUACUAGCGAUGUUAGCCCCAAGUUGUGCGGAGUCAGCUUCAGGGGUGUCUGUAGGGACGUAAGGAGGGUUGAAGAGGAGGAUAUCGAUGGAGUGGCGGAGACGAGGCUGGAGUGAUUGGGCGAGAGAUGUGAUGAUUGGAUUGAGGAGAAUCUUGUUCUGAUGGCCCGUCUGUAGGGUGCACAAAGCCGCGUGAGGAUUGAUGUCGGUGCAGAGGUAUAAUGGGUUCGAAGAUCCUAGAAUGCUGCCUAUGAAACUCGAGACGCAACCAGAACCAGAGCCUAUUUCAAGACAUAUUAAAGGCAUCAUCGCCUUCAACUCUUCUGCAUCUUUCUCGAGAGCAUCGAGGAGUAAAAAUGUGUCUUCAGCUGGCUCGUAUAUAAGAUUAAAGUCAUCCUUAGUGAGAUGUGAGGUGUCCGGUGUAGGUAUCAUCUUGUAGGUUGAGGGUAGCUGGGCC